GGAGAAGGAAUCACCAGAGAGUUAAGACACUAAAUCACACAAAGAAAAUAACAUGGUUUCCAUCAAUAGAGAGGGUGAAUCAAUGGUGCCCUAUAUAGCAUCAGAAAAAGAGGCUCGUCUCUCUGCUUUUGUACUCUCUGGUAACCAAAUGUUGACAGUGGUCAUGAAUGCUGCUAUUGAGCUCAACUUGUUUGAGAUCAUAGGUAAUAAUGAUGCAUUCAUGUCAGCCUCUGAAAUUGCUUCUAAGAUGGCAAUAGAACACUACUCAGAGUUACCAAAUAGGCUCGAACGCAUGCUUCGUUUGCUUGCGAGUCAUUCUCUUCUAACAUGUGCCACUCGUGCCACUGCUGAUGGCAACACCGAAAGAGUUUAUAAAGUGUCAUCAGUUGGAAAAUACUUUGUCACAGAUGAAAGUGGGGGCACUUUGGCUUCAUUUACUUCUCUUCUAUGCUCUCGUGCUAUGUCUCAGGUUUGGCCUAAUUUUAAGGAUGCUAUAAUUGAUGCCGCCGCUGAUGACCUAUUCAAUAAAGUUCAUGGAAUGUCAACAUUCCAAUACGCUGAUAAAUAUCCAGCACAGAACCACAUUUUCAACAAGGCAGUGAACGGUAUAAGCACCAUGGACAUGAAAGCCAUUUUACAAGAGUAUACAGGAUUUGAAGGAAUAUCAACACUGGUUAAUGUAGGUGGAGGAAUCGGAGAAAUGCUACAUAUGAUAAUCUCUAAGUACCCUUCAAUAAAGGGCAUUAAUUUUGAUUUGCCCCACGUUGUUGAAAAGGCACCAACAUAUCCAGGCAUAGAACAUGUUGGAGGAGACAUGUACGUAAGUGUACCCCAGGGUGAUGCCAUAAUUCUAAAGGCUGUGCUGCACAAUUGGUCGGAUGAAGACUGCUUAAGGCUCUUGAGAAAUUGUCACAAGGCACUGCCACAAAAUGGAAAGGUGAUUGUUGUGGACCUAAUAGUGCCAGAAGCAUCAGAUUCUGAUGAAUCAAAGAUUGUUUCUAUCAUCGACAAUCUCAUGUUUGUCAUUGGUGGUAAGGAGAGAACAACUAAUGAAUUUGAGGCUUUAUCCAAGCUUUCGGGAUUUCCAGGAUUUGAAGUUGUUUCUAGAGCAUUUGGUGCCUUGGGAGUCAUGGAAUUUCACAAAUAAGGGCAAUUUAAAAUUAUCUUUUAUUUCGUAUCACUUAAAUUCAAACAAAACAUAGGUCCUUUAGAAGAAGUAUGUUCCACUCUUAGCAAUGUUUGGUUGUACAAUGCUAAUGCCUAGGAUAUAUAUGGGCAUAAAUAACUAGGCUUCAAGUAUGAGCCGAAUUUUAAUUAUUUUUCUUCUUGAUAUGUAGGUCGAAAGAUAUUACUACAUCCCUCUAUAGCUAUUAUCGUCCAAUGUAAUGAUGGUUAAAAUUAAAUAAAAGUUGCUUAU
Messenger RNA from Cajanus cajan (pigeon pea), 1417 nucleotides. RefSeq names its product isoliquiritigenin 2'-O-methyltransferase. NCBI's taxonomy places the organism in Eukaryota, Viridiplantae, Streptophyta, Magnoliopsida, Fabales, Fabaceae. The record is from RefSeq and is a predicted model, not a curated record. Gene Ontology annotation, molecular function: O-methyltransferase activity; protein dimerization activity.